Molecule: messenger RNA, 300 nt
Organism: Canariomyces notabilis
Lineage: Eukaryota; Fungi; Ascomycota; Sordariomycetes; Sordariales; Chaetomiaceae
Exons: 3
Coding region: 1-300 (99 amino acids)
Source: RefSeq, a predicted model, not a curated record
AUGGCCGACAACAUCCCCUCGGGUACCGAGUAUCGUACCGGCCGAUCCGACUCUACCUCCUCGGCCAGUACGGCAGCUACCCAGGCAACCUUCUCGCCCAGUGCAACAGCUGCCCACGCGGCUGGCUUCUCCACGCCCGUUCGGCGCCGGUCCUCAGGCCACCUCUUCGAGGGCCUCACUGCUCAGAAGCGCAAAGACGACCCCGCCUCUGUCGCCCGGCGGCAGAGCUUGAACGAGCAGCGGCCGCCCCCAGGUUUCAUCGGCCAGAUGUGGAACAACUGGGUGCGCGGCAACAAAUAA